Messenger RNA from Pleurotus ostreatus (oyster mushroom), 4734 nucleotides. It is a transcript of the gene REV3, whose product is annotated as DNA polymerase zeta. Gene Ontology annotation, molecular function: DNA binding; nucleotide binding; DNA-directed DNA polymerase activity. The record is from RefSeq and is a predicted model, not a curated record. Gene Ontology annotation, biological process: error-prone translesion synthesis; double-strand break repair via homologous recombination. The transcript has 20 exons. NCBI's taxonomy places the organism in Eukaryota, Fungi, Basidiomycota, Agaricomycetes, Agaricales, Pleurotaceae. Gene Ontology annotation, cellular component: zeta DNA polymerase complex; nucleus. Bases 1 to 4734 code for a protein of 1577 amino acids.
AUGGAAUCUAACUUUCAUGUUCGUAUCAACCAAAUUGAUCACUGUAUGGUACCUCCUGGGCCUCUGGACUACUCACCAUUCCCCAAAACACCUGUGCCAGUACUCCGCGUCUAUGGCCCUACAUCGUCGGGGCAGAAGGCCUGUAUCUACAUCCACCAAGUUUAUCCGUACUUCUAUGUUGAGUACAAGGGAAGCAUGGACGUGCCAUAUCUACUCAAAUACACUCGGAAGCUGCAGCGUUCGUUGAACCACGCAAUUGCUCUUUCCAUGAAGCGGGACCCUCACUCACCCAAAUCUAUCUUCAUUCGAGCCGUCGUCGUCGUCAAAGGCGUGCCGUUCUAUGGCUUUCACGCGUCGUAUGCACCAUUCCUAAAGAUCUACAUGUUCGACCCUAAACUCUUGUACCGGGGGGUGGCAAUAUUACGAUCUGGAACUUUUAUGUGCGACUUUGGCCUCUAUGGGUGUGGUUGGAUUGACAUGGGGGAAGUCUGGCAGCGAGGGCUGGACAACGAGUAUGUUGACCCGGACAAGAAGACGACUCUACGCGUGUCCCCAUAUCAUAAACAGGCGAAGAUGGAUCUCGAAUUCGAUGUUGUCGCUCAUCAAAUCCUCAACAGAAACCGGCUUACAACGCGCGACAUUCAUCAUCAGCUCCAGAUUCCUGCUGCACCAAUGCCGACUGAACCGUUGAUUCUCAGCGUGCGUGAACUAUGGGAAGACGAGCGAAGGCGCAGGCUUGCGAGAGGCUUGUCUGCUUCCCCGGAUAUGCCUGUGGAUCUGAGCGAGAACCGUAGGGGGGACGGUGGCGAUUGGACGGCGGAGGCGCGAUGGUGGCGCGAACUGAGAGCAAGAAUCGAAGCAGAACCCACUGAACACCUGGAACCAAGCAACUCCUGGGAUAAGAGGGUCAUGACAACAUCGCAAAGCAUUGAAGCGCUAUGGGAGCCUACGUUCAGAGUGUGGAAACCUCAACAAGCAGAAAGCUCCACCGCGCCGGUUGACUCAACCUCAGGCUCAUCUGUCUCCAGGGCUUCGGUUCAACCCAGCGGGGAGGAUGAAGAAGUAGAUGUCGACGAGAGUUUCCUCUCGAGUCAAGCCAUCGAAGAUGCUGAUGAUCCUGAGCCGUACAUCAAUGAAAUGGAGAGCUUUAUCGAAAAUGACCAGGCCCAGUCCCUUGAAGAUGGUCCAGAUGAGGGCAUAUACGACAAGGAUUUCGAAGAGGACCUUGUCGUGGAACAAGAAGAAGAGAAUCCUUUCCUUGACAAUAACGAAGGUCCAGCCGCUCUGGAGGCGGAUGGCGAGGGUGGCGCAGGAGACGCCGCCGGGGCCAACGAUUUUAUCGCAAGAUUGCAGCAUAGCGUGGAAGACAAUACCUUGGGCGAAACGUUUAGCGGUAACCAUCCAUUAUUACCUGCCCCGACCGAGUCACCAAUAAUCGAAGCACCGGCGAAGCUUUCUCCAACGGAGAAUGCAGAAUGCCUUAUGGAGCCGUCUCACCCAAAGUCAGAACAGCCCGAGCGCCCCGCCAAGCGGCGAAAAGUUGAAAUGCCUAAUGGCGAAAUUCAAAGCCAACCCAGGACACAAACGCGCUUGCGAAGGAGUGAAUAUUUCACACAGACAAAGCACACUCUAACACAGUCAGAUCACAUUAAGUCAUCGUCCUACAGCGUUCCCGAUAAGUGUUAUGCAUAUGCACAUCUGCCGCCAACAAAGGACCAUCUACUUCAGACAUUGGACGAGUACAACGUUCCCAGUAGGAUUUAUCGCAAUCCGCAUUAUUCCCAUUCCGAGGAUGCUCCUGCGAGACCUAGGGAAUAUGCAGGCUUGGUUUACCGUCUCAAAGGUGGCGAUGGCUUGGACACAUUGUCCGAUUGGCAGACUUCGACGAACACAAUACAUGAAGUCGAUAUUGCUCCAGGGAAGACCUUCGAUCCUUCUGGAAUCGGAGGCUGGGAAUACGCCGGGUUUCCGCCCAAGAGGAAGGUGGCUCAGCGGUGGCUGCUUGAAAACCCAAUUCUUCCUCCCCCGAAUCCAGUUGUUUCACGCUCGCAGAUUGGAGGCCCUACCCAGGUUAAUACGUACGGGCUGAAGUCUUCUUUAGGAAAAGUAGAUUCCAACUCCUCCCAAAAGAAUGAGACGAUGUCAAUUCUAUCCUUCGAAGUCUACGCGCUGUCUGAUGGCGGCCGACAACCCAUCCCACAGGAGGACGAGAUUGCCCUGGUGUUCUUCGCAUUCCAGGGCGACCACGGGAUAGACGAUGUUUUAGAAGUUAAGCAUGGCAUCGUUGCCGUCGACAGCGAACACCUUGAACCGAAACGAUUACGGGGUCAUCAAUUCGAAACAAUACCAAGCGAACUAGAACUACUGCACAGAAUUGUUGACAUCGUCAUCGACCUCGAUCCCGAUAUACUUUGUGGAUGGGAAGUACAACUGUCUUCUUGGGGCUAUUUGCAAGCAAGAGGGGCUGUAUACGGUCUGGACAUUGAUGAGCUCAUCUCUCGUGCCCCUGCUAGGCGCAGAGGUGGAGUAGAUCAGUGGGGUGCAAGACACGCAUCGACAUUCAAAGUGGCGGGAAGACACGUCCUCAAUGUCUGGAGAAUAAUGCGAGGCGAACUCUCACUCAACAUGUAUAGUUUUGAGAAUGUCGUGUUCAAUGUCCUUCGGCGGCGGGUCCCGCAGUACUCACGCACGACACUUACGUCCUGGUUCAACUCACCUUCGGCAGCACGCGUGAGCAGACUGCUAGAUUACUUCGUCGGGAGGACGUCCAUGGUGCUAGAAAUACUCGAGGCAUCGCAGAUUGUCACUAAGACGUCCGAAUUUGCUCGAGUCUUUGGUGUCGAUUUCUUCUCCGUCAUCACUCGAGGGUCCCAAUUCAAAGUUGAAUCUUUCAUGUUUCGCCUAGGGAAGCCAGAAAACUUCGUUUUUCUCUCCCCUAGUAAGAUUGAUGUCGGAAAACAAAACGCAGCUGAAUGUAUGCCCCUAAUCAUGGAGCCCUUGUCCGCUUUCUAUAGCAGUCCCCUCCUGGUCCUCGACUUUCAAAGUUUGUAUCCCUCAAUCAUGAUCGCCUACAAUUACUGCUAUUCGACAUGCCUCGGUAGAGUAGCCGAGUUCCAAGGGACCAACAAAUUCGGCGUUACAGAGCUGAACCUACCACCUGGAUUGUUGAACACUCUCAAAGAUCACACCAGAAUCGCUCCGAAUGGUAUAAUGUAUGUGAAGCAAGAAGUGAGGCAAGGGUUGCUGGGUCGCAUGUUGAAAGAACUCCUCGACACCAGGGUAAUGGUGAAGCAAGCCAUGAAAACCAACAAAGAUAAUAAGACUCUCAGCAGGAUACUAAAUGCUCGACAGCUGGGUCUGAAGUACAUAGCCAAUGUAACAUACGGUUAUACUAGCGCCACUUUCUCUGGUCGGAUGCCUGCAGUGGAAAUCGCGGACAGCAUUGUCCAGAGCGGCAGAGAAACCCUCGAAAAGGCCAUCCGCUUAAUUGAUUUAACCCCAAAAUGGGGUGCUCAGGCAAGUGGUCGCUCUUUCCAACGGAUAGUGUCCGUGAAUCCUCUAUACCAGGUCGUUUAUGGCGACACAGACAGCUUGUUCAUCUACCUUAAAGGCAGAACCAAAGAACAAGCUUUCAGAAUCGGGAAUGAUAUAGCCGACGCAAUCACUGCUAGAAACCCAGCCCCCAUCAAAUUGAAGUUCGAAAAGGUUUACCUCCCCUGCGUCUUGAUGGCCAAGAAGAGAUACGUCGGCUUCAAGUACGAGCACCCCGACGAUACGGAACCCAUCUUUGACGCCAAAGGAAUUGAAACAGUUCGCAGGGACGGCGUACCUGCUCAGCAGAAGAUGACGGAGGUGUGCCUCAAGAAACUUUUCAGGUCCCAAGACCUCAGUGAUAUCAAGGAAUAUUGCUGUAGAUCAUGGACAAGCAUCCUCGACCACAAAGUGCCCAUCCAUGAAUUCAUAUUCGCCAAGGAAGUUAGAAUGGGAACAUACAGCGAUGUAUUGCCACCGCCGCCAGGCGUAGCAGUCGCAGCUCGACGAGUAUUGAUCGAUCCAAAUGACGAACCGCAAUAUGGCGAUCGGAUACCAUAUGUCAUAGCUCGUGGUCCUCCAGGAUCCCGCCUGGUUGAAAGAGCGUUCACUCCGCAGGAAGUACUGACGGCGGGGAAACAGCUCGAUGCCGAGUACUAUAUAACUAGGGUAUUGAUUCCUCCAUUGGAGCGAAUCUUCAAUCUCGUUGGAGCCGAUGUCCGAAGAUGGUACGAUGAGAUGCCCAAGCCGCUAAGGAUUAGCCAAACGGAUAUCUUCUCUCCCAGCAAACGUGAUCGGUUCGCCGUUAUGGAUCGCCAUUUUCCAAACUCCCAAUGUCUCACAUGCGGGGAAUUCGCAUGGACUGCCGUCUGCGAUGACUGUAGGGCGCAUCCUCAGACCACGAUGGCAAGCAUCCUAGAUCUUGUCAGGAAAGGGGAGAAGCGUCUCACCAACGUCCAUGAAGUUUGUGCGUCGUGCGCCGGUACAUCACCAUUGGAGCAGGUUGAGUGCGAAUCUCUGGACUGCCCUUGGCUAUACGAGAGGAAGAAAGGCGACAACAAUGAAGAGUAUCUCGAAGCCUUGAGGAUGCUCUUGGCAGAAAUUGGCCUUCCGAAGGGUUCGGCGGACAGCAUUGUUGAAUUAGACUCUGAUGGAACACAGACAGAGGUCGAAAGAGACGGUACGGAGUCGAUGACUGAGUAA